AAAUCGGAGGAAUCAAUCAUCAUUUUUGAUGUGAAGACUUCAUCACUGACUUACAUAUGUUCAUUUGUCAACCUCCAAGAAAUAAUACAGCUCAUCAGUGGCAGUAACUGCUUUGGGUAUCCACUGACAUUCAUUUGGGGAAAAAACCCAACAAAUAAGGAAACAACAGACAAAACCCAACAAACCUUUUGAAGACUUGUGUCAAAUGACGUCAAUGGCCAGUUUGUUCUCCUUUACUAGCCCAGCUGUAAAGCGUCUGUUGGGCUGGAAACAAGGAGAUGAAGAGGAAAAAUGGGCAGAAAAAGCUGUCGAUGCUUUGGUAAAAAAGCUGAAAAAGAAAAAGGGUGCUAUGGAAGAACUGGAGAAAGCCUUGAGCAGCCCAGGACAGCCCAGCAAGUGUGUUACUAUCCCUCGCUCUUUGGACGGACGACUCCAGGUUUCUCACAGGAAAGGCCUUCCCCAUGUCAUUUACUGCCGCGUGUGGCGUUGGCCUGAUCUGCAAAGCCAUCACGAGCUAAAGCCAUUGGAUAUUUGUGAAUUUCCUUUUGGAUCUAAACAGAAGGAAGUCUGCAUCAAUCCAUACCACUACAAAAGGGUGGAGAGCCCAGUUCUACCUCCAGUGUUAGUGCCUAGACAUAGUGAAUUCAACCCACAGCACAGUCUACUAGUUCAGUUCAGGAACCUAAGCCACAACGAACCACAUAUGCCACACAACGCGACAUUUCCAGAUUCUUUCCAGCAGCCCAACAGCACUCCAUUUUCCAUCUCACCAAACAGUCCCUAUCCUCCUUCUCCAGCCAGCAGCACUUACCCAAGCUCCCCAGCUAGCUCUGGACCAUCAAGUCCAUUUCAGCUACCAGCUGAUACUCCACCUCCUGCAUACAUGCCCCCUGAUGAUCAAAUGGGGCAGGAUAACUCACAGUCUAUGGACACAAGCAAUACAAUGAUCCCUCAAAUCAUGCCAAAUAUAUCUACCAGAGAUGUUCAGCCUGUUGCCUACGAAGAGCCCAAACACUGGUGUUCCAUCGUGUAUUAUGAAUUAAAUAAUCGUGUUGGGGAGGCUUUUCAUGCAUCUUCUACAAGUGUCUUAGUAGAUGGGUUUACAGAUCCCUCCAAUAACAAAAACAGGUUCUGCUUAGGUUUGCUCUCCAAUGUCAAUCGCAACUCAACGAUCGAGAACACCAGGCGGCACAUCGGGAAAGGAGUUCAUCUCUACUAUGUUGGUGGAGAAGUCUAUGCUGAGUGUUUAAGUGAUAGCAGCAUAUUUGUACAGAGCAGAAACUGCAACUACCACCAUGGCUUUCAUCCAACAACUGUAUGCAAGAUUCCCAGUGGAUGCAGUCUGAAAAUUUUUAACAAUCAAGAGUUUGCUCAGCUUUUAGCUCAGUCUGUCAACCAUGGAUUUGAAGCAGUGUAUGAGCUCACCAAAAUGUGCACCAUUCGAAUGAGUUUUGUAAAGGGCUGGGGAGCUGAAUAUCACCGGCAGGAUGUGACGAGCACCCCGUGCUGGAUAGAAAUUCACCUUCAUGGGCCCCUCCAGUGGCUGGAUAAAGUACUUACACAAAUGGGUUCUCCUCUUAAUCCCAUCUCAUCAGUUUCAUAGUGCUGAAAUUCCACCUUCUGCCUUAUUUUUAGCGAACUUAUUCUAAUUCUAGAGAAACUUCCAGUGUGGAUACUGUGAGCUAUAUGGAGAAUGGAUCUUACAAUUUAACUUUCUUUUUUUUUAAAAUCCCUUUGUGACCAAUUCUAUUGUGUAUAGCUAAUCAGUUUUACAUUUCAAAUUGUUCUUGUGAUGCUUAAGUGACAGUUGAGCCCUAAGGGAAAAAAAAAAGUCUAUUGAAAAAUUCAGAACACUUUUCCCCUUCUUCCCCUAGAACUUAAACAGACAUAUGUCUUAACUGGAAAACCUUUUUGUCCUGUAGGGACAAGAAUUAAGAAGACUGACUUCAGAAAAUAAGUACAUAUCAUAGUUUGGGAUUUAUUUUUUUUUAAUGUUUAUAAACUGUUUGAACAUGUGCAGCUCCAUCUUGCAAACUGAGUUUUUAGCAUAGUGGUUUUACAUCUUAAGGCUGACAUCUGUCAUAAGCAAA
Messenger RNA from Acanthisitta chloris (rifleman), 2090 nucleotides. RefSeq names its product SMAD family member 5 (gene SMAD5). Gene Ontology annotation, molecular function: RNA polymerase II cis-regulatory region sequence-specific DNA binding; I-SMAD binding; DNA-binding transcription factor activity, RNA polymerase II-specific. The record is from RefSeq and is a predicted model, not a curated record. Gene Ontology annotation, cellular component: heteromeric SMAD protein complex. Lineage: Eukaryota; Metazoa; Chordata; Aves; Passeriformes; Acanthisittidae. Bases 206 to 1603 code for a protein of 465 amino acids. Gene Ontology annotation, biological process: SMAD protein signal transduction; regulation of transcription by RNA polymerase II; BMP signaling pathway. The transcript is spliced from 6 exons.